This is a messenger RNA of Penicillium mononematosum, 2154 nucleotides long. RefSeq names its product threonine/serine exporter family protein. The transcript has a single exon. Gene Ontology annotation, biological process: transmembrane transport. NCBI's taxonomy places the organism in Eukaryota, Fungi, Ascomycota, Eurotiomycetes, Eurotiales, Aspergillaceae. The coding region runs from base 1 to 2154 and encodes 717 amino acids. Gene Ontology annotation, molecular function: transmembrane transporter activity. The record is from RefSeq and is a predicted model, not a curated record.
AUGUCGGACGCGCAGGAAAUGUUUCCGUCGAUCCCUCCUUCUGCGGAGAUAGCCGAGGGGGACCGAGCCGAAGACAAGGAGCACAAUCUCGAUACCAACACAGAGACCAUCCAUCCAGACGAGGACAGCCGGAACCCUAGCAUCUCUACUUCCCAAAGAUGGCGGACAGCAAGCCGGCGGAUUCGGAAUCGCGCUGGCACAAUAGCCGAGAAGCUUGGACGACCCCACGAAAGAGAUGCCGACGGCUUGGAUGCGCCGAUGUUACCAGAGUACUAUGGAGCAACAGACGAUAUCCGAGGAUUCGAGGCUCGCCGGGCAGUCGACGAAGAAGCCCGGCUCCCAGGAACAGACUAUGAUUCACAAGCUCGGCUCUUGGUGGAACGAAUGGGGUCACAGGGCGAGCCACGGCGUCCACGUAUCGAAGAACCACGUUCCGGUUCGACAACCCCAGGAACCCCAGAUGGGACGGCAACACCCGGUGGUCCACCCGGAGGACUUCUGUCACAACUGCUCCGUGUAUAUGCCAACAACCUCCAAGCUGCGAGCCGGAUGAGUGUCGUCUCCACGGCUUCAGAAACAGACCCGGACACAGAAAGCGUUCCAGCAUCCGGCACAGUGACACCGGGUGGAAAGAAAGAGAAGUUGAAAUGGUACAACAAUGGCAACCACCCCAGCAAACCAACCCACAGCUAUACUUCCUCCUUAAUCAAUGCAUCCAUGGAUCUGGGCCGGAUCGGGGUCCCCGGAGCCACGGGUCCCCCACCCGCAAAUCCAAAAGAGCGAAAGAAGCAAAAGCGCAAGAGCAAGAAAAACAUCAAGCUCACCGUCCACAUUGCCGCCAUCCUCGCGCGUCAACAGUACAUCAUGCAGCUGUGCCGCGCUCUAAUGAAAUACGGCGCCCCAACCCACCGCCUCGAAGAGUACAUGAUGAUGACCUCCAACGUCCUGGACAUCAAAGCCCAAUUCAUGUACAUCCCGGGAUGCAUGUUCAUGUCCUUCGACGACCCGCUAACCCGCACCGCCGAGGUCAAGAUUAUCCGCGUAGUCCAGGGACUGGAUCUCUCCCGUCUCGCAGAGACACACAACAUCUACAAAAACGUCGUCCACGACCUCAUCGGCGUCGAACAAGCAACCCACGACCUAGACGAGAUCAUGCAGCGCAAGCCCCGCUACAACCGCUGGCUCCUUAUCUUCCUAACCGGCUGCGCCAGCGUCGCCGUCGGCCCAUACGCCUUCAGCGCCCGUCCCAUCGACCUCCCUAUAAUCUUCAUCCUCGGCUGUCUAGUUGGCUUCAUGCAGCACGUCGUCGCGCCAAACUCCGCAACAUACUCAAACGUACUGGAAGUCACCGCCGCCGUCAUCACCUCCUUCAUCGCGCGCGCGUUCGGCAGCAUCCAGCACAACGGCGAGCGCGUCUUCUGCUUCUCGGCCAUGGCGCAGUCCUCCAUCGCAAUGAUCCUACCAGGCUUCGCCGUGCUAAGCAGUAGUCUCGAGCUGCAGUCGCACCAGAUGAACGCCGGCUCGAUCAGGCUUGUCUUCACGAUUAUCUACUCGCUCUUCCUUGGUUACGGCGUUACCGUCGGUACGACGGUCUACGGACUGAUGGACCGUAAUGCUACGAGGGAAUCGACGUGUUCAAAUCUGCCGGAGGUCUGGGGAAAUGAAUAUAUCCAGCAUUUCCCCUUCGUCGCGCUGUUCUGUCUCUUCGCUGCGCUGAUUAAUCAGUCCAAGCCGAAACAGUUGCCGGUGACUAUCUUCAUGGGUGUUUGUGGCUACGUCACGAACUACUUUAGCACGAAGAAGCUCGGCUCGAAUCAGGUUGCUAAUACUGUGGGCGCGUUCACCAUCGGCCUUCUGGCUAAUUUGUAUAGUCGGUUGUGGCAUGGCCAUGCCGCUGCGGCUAUUAUCCCUGGUAUCUUUACACUCGUUCCGUCUGGUCUUGCGUCUAGUGGGUCUAUCAUUUCAGGCUUGGAGUAUGCUGAGGCUGUGGCGUCGGGUAAUGUCUCUAGUACCAAUGCGACUUCUAAUAGCUCGCUUACCUCGCUGGGAUAUGGUAUGAUCCAGACAGCGAUUGGUAUUUCGGUUGGGCUGUUUAUCUCCGCUCUGAUUGUUUACCCGCAUGGGAAGAAGAGGAGUGGGAUCUUUAGUUUGUAG